AUGAGAUUGUCACUAGGUGAAAACAACAAUAUACAAGAACUCAGAAAUUUUGUAGAAUGGCUACUCAAAAUUGGUGAUGGUUUGGCUGGUGAUACAACAGAUGGUGAAUCGAUCGUUCAUAUACCAUCUGACAUUUUGAUUAAGAACUCUGAGACAGUUUUGGAUGACCUCAUUGAUUUCGUGUAUCCAAAUAUGUUUUCAUAUUUGUGGCAUAACUGUAAGGAUAGAGCAAUUCUUGCACCAACUUUGAAUUUUUGUGUCACUGAUGUCAACAACAAGAUGACUGCAGGGCUACCUGGACAAGAAAUAGUCUACUUAAAUUGUUCAGGUCUACCACCACACAAGUUGGUUUUGAAGGUUGGCGCUCCUGUUAUGUUGCUGCGGAAUAUAGACCAAACUAAUGGUUUGUGCAAUGGAACGAGGAUGCAAGUUAGAAGAAUGGGAAAUCAUGUGAUAGAAUGCAAGACUUUAACUGGUAACAAAGUUAGAAGUAUUAUUCUUAUCCCAAGAGUGAAUCUAAUUCCAAAUAAUGAAACAUUGCCGGUCAGGUUUCAAAGAAGACAAUUCCCAAUUAUCAUGUCAUUUGCAAUGAUAAUAAAUAAGUCCCAUGGACAAACUCUAUUGAAACUUCCAAGGCCAGUUUUCACCCAUGGUCAAUUGUAUGUUACGUUAUUAAGGGUAACGAGUAAAGAUGGUCUGCGAGUGCUGUUGCAAGAUCAUGGACACUUGGAAGAUAACUGCAUGAUGAAUGAGGUAUAUAGAGAAGUUUUUGAGAGCCUAUAA
Messenger RNA from Arachis stenosperma, 783 nucleotides. RefSeq lists its product as uncharacterized. The record is from RefSeq and is a predicted model, not a curated record. The transcript has 2 exons. The coding region runs from base 1 to 783 and encodes 260 amino acids. NCBI's taxonomy places the organism in Eukaryota, Viridiplantae, Streptophyta, Magnoliopsida, Fabales, Fabaceae.